Messenger RNA from Cuscuta campestris, 1016 nucleotides. Lineage: Eukaryota; Viridiplantae; Streptophyta; Magnoliopsida; Solanales; Convolvulaceae. The record is from the annotation of a GenBank genome assembly.
AGAAAUCUUCUACGUAAUUUCCCCUCAUCCAAUCCCCACCGUCAUUAUCCGCGUUAAUCUCCCCUCCCAAGCCACUAUAAGUACUGCCCAAAAACCAGCUCCAAAUUAAUCACCAUCAUCAAUAACAAGAAGAAAAAAAAAGAAUCUUUAUUUAUUUCCAAGAAUAUGGGAAAGAAGAAAUCUUUCCUUGGGCUCUUCAAAGUGAAGACGAAGGACGAGAAGGCAAAGAGACUAAAGAGGGAAGAAGAAGAAGAAGAGGAGGAGAGGGUGGCGGCGGAGCCGGUGGCUAAGGUGUACUACAAAGUACGGCGGAGCGACGAAGACCGCCCCAACUGGGUGGCCGACCCCCUCAUCGACGCCAAAGUCACUGCCUUCCUGAAGAUCAAACGGCGGCAGUUUCUGGGCAUUGUCGAUGAAGACGACGACGGCAAAGCCUCCAAAUGAUUUUGUUCAUGAUCACCCAUUUUGAAUAUGAGGGAAAAAUAGCACAUGCAGUAAGACGAAGUAUAUCAAUUUCCAUAUCAAAUUGAGGAGUGAAGAAGAAAAAAGAUGGAGGCCCAACAUCAAACAAUGAAGAUUACUGGCGAUGAGAUCAAGGUACAGAGAUGGGUGAUUUUCAGAGCGAUUAAACAAGAGAUGGAGUGGCAGAGGGUACCUGAGCGUCGAAGAUGGUGGCUGGCGAUGGUAGUGAAAGAGCACCGAUGAUUGACGACGAUGGUGCAACAGAUGAUUUCCCAGGGUAGAGAGAAGAGAAGUGACCAGAGGAGUGACCGAUGAUUUUCCUAGAUCCCCUUUCCACUGUUUCUAUCUUGCCUCGCACUCGCCACGAUAUUCGGAGUGGCUCGCGGCAUCACACGUUAUCCAAUUUUUGCCUCUCCCGUUGUACCGCUUUAGUUUCCACGAAUGGCAGGUCGUGGCAAUGUAGAUCUUUGCCGCUGCCCAUGCUCUUAAAAAAACAUACUCCAUUCACCCCGUAUUGGAUGCCACCCUCCCAACAAUAUACAAAACCCCAUCAU